Molecule: messenger RNA, 327 nt
Organism: Helobdella robusta
Lineage: Eukaryota; Metazoa; Annelida; Clitellata; Rhynchobdellida; Glossiphoniidae
Exons: 2
Coding region: 1-327 (108 amino acids)
Molecular function (GO): protein binding
Source: RefSeq, a predicted model, not a curated record
AUGGACGAGUUUAGCAUGGAAUUUCCUGAUCUUGGAAACUUGAAGAAAAUAAAGAUUGGCCACGAUAAUGCCGGUUUGGGCGGAGCUUGGUAUCUAGAGAAGGUCGAGGUCAUAAAUUCAGCUAAUCAGAAACGUUGGAAUUUUUCGCACUACAGAUGGAUUGGUAAAAAAGAUGACGAUGGAAGAUUGGAGCAUGAGAUUUACGCCGAUGAAGCUGACGAUGGUGGUGGUGGUGGUGGUGGUGGUGACAAAAAAAAUAGCGGAGCCCCAAAAGGAGAUCAUGAUGGAAAGAAAAACUCUAAAAAGGAUUUGAAAUAUUUUGAAUAA